Messenger RNA from Scleropages formosus (Asian bonytongue), 3539 nucleotides. RefSeq names its product E3 ubiquitin-protein ligase MARCH6-like. Bases 381 to 3107 code for a protein of 908 amino acids. The transcript has 26 exons. Gene Ontology annotation, molecular function: zinc ion binding. NCBI's taxonomy places the organism in Eukaryota, Metazoa, Chordata, Actinopteri, Osteoglossiformes, Osteoglossidae. Gene Ontology annotation, biological process: ERAD pathway. Gene Ontology annotation, cellular component: endoplasmic reticulum membrane. The record is from RefSeq and is a predicted model, not a curated record.
GCGAUUAUUAUUGUCGCGUUGCCCUGCGCACAAUUGUCACCGACUGUCGCAAAUUCCAGCGCCGCGCUACUGCCGUUUCCAGCCACUAGCAUAGCUAGCAACAAGGUCCGGCCUGGCGCACACCAAGCAGGAAAAGCGACCAUGUUUAAUGUCGAAUAGCUGUCUGAAAGCGUUUACCUGACGGUUAACGGGGAUAUUCGUCGAGUGAGAGGGCUAAAAAUUGCGUGGGAGGUGGAACAGCGUGAACGUUGUGGCCGCUGCCUGCGGUCGGAGCGGAGAUGAUCAUGAUGAUCUAGGUGUUUCUGCUCGGGUCGUGUGUACGCUGCCAGCCAGGCUCGGAAAAUGGUGCGUUGCUGUGUGUGUUGACGUGAAGAGGACACAUGGACACGGCCGAGGAAGCUGAUAUAUGCAGGGUGUGUAGGUCGGAAGGUACCCCCGACAAGCCCCUCUACCACCCUUGCGUCUGUACGGGCAGCAUCAAGUUCAUCCACCAAGAAUGCUUGGUGCAGUGGUUGAAACACAGCAGGAAGGAGUACUGCGAGUUAUGCAAGCACAGAUUUGCUUUUACGCCAAUUUACUCCCCAGACAUGCCCUCGAGGCUCCCCGUUCAGGACAUUUUCGCGGGACUGGUGACAAGUAUUGGCACGGCCAUUCGCUACUGGUUCCACUACACGCUUGUGGCCUUUGCCUGGCUGGGGGUGGUUCCGCUCACGGCAUGUCGCAUCUACAAGUGUCUGUUUACUGGCUCUGUGAGCUCCCUACUGACGCUGCCACUGGAUAUGCUGUCCACGGAGAACCUGCUGGCAGACUGCUUGCAGGGCUGCUUUGUGGUGACGUGCACCCUCUGUGCAUUCAUCAGCCUUGUGUGGCUGCGUGAGCAGAUUGUCCAUGGCGGUGCACCCCAGUGGCUGGAGCAGAACCAACAGCAGCCUGCCAAUGCUGCCGGACCAGCCAACCAGGCCCCUGGUGCGGGGCUUAGGCCUGCCGAGAACCCUGCAGCUCCACCAGCUCCUGAUGACCCCCCAGGGGACAAUGCAGCAGCAGCAGCUGAGGCACAUGAUGUCCUGCCAGAUCCUGCCCAGGACCUGGAAGCUGACAUUGGGGAUGAAGACGAGGGGGUGGCUGAGGACGGUGGUGACGGCAACAAUGGGGCGCAAGAUGAUAUGAACUGGAAUGCCCUGGAGUGGGACAGGGCAGCUGAGGAGCUCACCUGGGAGAGGAUGCUUGGACUUGAUGGCUCCUUGGUUUUCCUGGAGCAUGUCUUCUGGGUGGUUUCGUUGAAUACCCUCUUUAUUCUGGUGUUUGCUUUUUGUCCCUAUCACAUUGGACACUUCUCCGUUGUGGGACUUGGGUUUGAAAACUAUGUUAAAGCUUCUCAUUUUGAUGGCCUGAUUACCACCAUCGUGGGCUACGUGCUGCUGGCUGUGACCCUCAUAGUGUGCCACGGCCUUGCGGCACUGGUCAGGUUUCAGCGAUCCCGCCGUCUGUUAGGGGUCUGCUACAUCGUCGUAAAGGUUUCUCUGUUGGUGGUUGUGGAAAUUGGUGUGUUUCCUCUCAUCUGUGGCUGGUGGCUUGAUAUUUGCUCUCUGGAAAUGUUUGAUGCGACGCUGAAGGACAGAGAGCAAAGCUUCAAGUCAGCCCCUGGUACGACCAUGUUUCUUCACUGGCUUGUGGGAAUGGUCUACGUCUUCUACUUUGCCUCCUUCAUCCUCUUACUGCGAGAGGUUUUGAGGCCUGGCGUGCUGUGGUUUCUGCGAAACCUGAACGAUCCCGAUUUUAACCCAGUCCAAGAAAUGAUCCACCUGCCAAUAUACAGACACCUCAGAAGAUUCAUUUUGUCUGUGGUUGUGUUUGGAUCCAUUGUGCUGUUAAUGCUGUGGCUUCCCAUUAGGAUAAUUAAGCAGGUUUUCCCCAGCUUUCUGCCUUACAACGUGAUGCUUUACAGCGAUGCCCCUGUCAGCGAGCUCUCCCUGGAGCUGCUGCUCCUGCAGGUGGUGCUUCCGGCACUGUUGGAGCAGGGCCACACCCGUCAGUGGCUGAAAGGCCUCGUACGCGCCUGGACUGUUUCUGCAGGAUACCUGCUGGACCUCCACUCCUACCUUCUGGGGGAUCAGGAGGAGAAUGAGAACAAUGGCAACCAGCAAGCCCGCAACAACAAUAAUGCAGCUCCCGUAGUGGGCGAGGGGCUUCAUGCUGCACAUCAGGCCAUCCUGCAGCAGGGAGGGCCUGUGGGCUUCCAGCCAUACCACCGGCCCCUGAAGUUUCCUUUCAGAAUCAUGCUGCUCAUCAUGCUGAUGUGUGUGACACUGCUGCUGGCCAGCCUGCUUUGCCUCACGCUACCCGUGUUUGCAGGCCGCUGUCUGAUGUCAUUCUGGACGGGCGGCGCCAAAGUGCACGAGCUGUACACUGCGGCAUGCGGCCUUUAUGUUUGCUGGCUCACCAUCCGCGCAGUCACUGUCAUGCUUGCCUGGAUGCCUCAAGGCCGCCGAGUCAUUCUGCUCAAGGUGCAAGAGUGGAUGCUCAUGAUCAUAAAGACCCUCAUAGUCGCUGUCCUGUUGGCUGGGGUCAUCCCCCUGCUGCUGGGACUGCUGUUUGAGCUGGUCAUUGUGGCCCCACUCCGUGUCCCCCUGGACCAGACCCCGCUCUUCUACCCCUGGCAGGAUUGGGCCCUUGGAGUGCUUCAUGCCAAAAUCAUAGCUGCUAUCACACUCAUGGGUCCGCAGUGGUGGCUGAAGACUGUAAUUGAGCAGGUGUAUGCCAAUGGGAUCCGCAACAUCGAUCUGCAUUUCAUCAUCCGCAAGUUGGCUGCUCCUGUCAUCGCAGUGCUGCUGCUGUCCCUCUGUGUCCCUUAUGUCAUUACUGCUGGCAUUGUCCCUAUCAUAGGGGUCACUGUAGAAAUGCAGAACCUGGUACAGCGGCGCAUCUACCCAUUCCUCCUGAUGGUGGUGAUGCUUAUGGGAAUCCUGUCCUUCCAGAUCCGCCAAUUCAAGCGCCUUUAUGAGCACAUCAAGAACGACAAGUACCUUGUUGGACAGAGGUUGGUGAACUAUGAACGCAAGACUGGCAAGACGAGCCACCCGCCACCUUCGAGCUCUCCUCAGGAGUAGAUUGCCUGGCGGACAGCCCCCACCCCCUUGUUUAUUUCACCUCUGACCUUCCAAACCCUCAUUUCCCAUGACACGCCCCCUUGUUCUCUCAGAACUGUACAUGUGUAAAUAGACGGGAACAGAACAACACUGAGCCUUGAAUUGAAAGAAUGUGUGUUGUACAUCUUAAAAAUAUGUAUAUUAAUUUAUUAAAUCUAGUUGUCACUUUAUAUUGUGGAUUCAUAUUGUUGGGUCUGGAAGAUGGGACUGCUAUACAGGAUUCUCCUGGUCGUUGAUAGAGGUAUAAUGCCCUGCUUUCAGCAGAUGAUGUCCUCAGAUGUAUUUCCACCAGUUGUUUGUUCGUGUUUGGACACAACCAGGGAGUAAGGCAGUUGUUGGAAAUUCCUGGGCUAUGAAUCUGCCUGCACUCCAUGGUGCUGACCUUUACCUUUA